Fraxinus pennsylvanica is the source of this 561-nucleotide messenger RNA. Lineage: Eukaryota; Viridiplantae; Streptophyta; Magnoliopsida; Lamiales; Oleaceae. The record is from the annotation of a GenBank genome assembly.
AUGCAGAACUGGAACUCAGCUUUGGGUGAUUAUGUUGGGGUGGAAAGUUGUGUUGAGUUUGUGAUGGAUUUUAAUGAUCUUAUGCCUGCGACGAAUAAUACAGGCGGAGGAAGACAGCGUAGGGUGAUGAAGAUGGAAAAAAAGGAGUACCCUCCACCGAUUUUGCCAUGGGCGAUGAAAAAAUAUUGCACUGAUGAUGGAAGAUUAGUAAUCAAGGAACAGAAACUGAAGGGCCAAGAAUAUUUUGAAGCUCAUAGGGCAAAUGGGCGUCUUGUGUUGAACUUGAUCAUUGUAGACGACGACGCUUUCGAGCAUGCAGGAGAUGAAGAUGACAUGGAUGGAAUUGAGGAAUUUGAUUGUAAAGAGAAUGUGAAUCAACAAGAUGGUGAUGCGAUGGAGGGUCAAGAUGUGUUGAAGGAAACUGUAGGAGAUGAUCGGGUGGUGGAGAAUGAAUUAAUCGUGUGCGGUAGUGGGACCAAGUGUAGUGAGUACAGUAACAUGGAAGCGAACUCAUGUGGGUUUGGAGUUGCAGUAGGAGCUUUCAACCCAGUUCAUACAUAG